Molecule: messenger RNA, 1389 nt
Organism: Centropristis striata (black sea bass)
Lineage: Eukaryota; Metazoa; Chordata; Actinopteri; Perciformes; Serranidae
Gene: asb4
Product: ankyrin repeat and SOCS box containing 4
Exons: 6
Coding region: 1-1389 (462 amino acids)
Biological process (GO): intracellular signal transduction
Molecular function (GO): protein binding
Source: RefSeq, a predicted model, not a curated record
AUGAUUGACACCUUUAUUAUCACCAUUUGUGCGUUUAUUUCCAAUCUCCUCCACGCUGUGUGGAGAACAUUAGUGUCUCAGCCACCUGGCUUGGCAACGCCGUGCGAGGAGGAGCUCAUGGAGGAGUUGAGCCCCAGACAACUGGCUGUCAAACAGCUGAAGCGACAAUUUCUGGAGGCCCUGCAGGCCAACAAUGCCCAGGAGGUCAUGCGGAUUCUGCACACCGGGAAACUAGACAUUGACACUGUGUUGGAGGUGGAGGACCCCAGCAUGGUGCUGGCCUCAUACAAACAAGGCUAUUGGCUUCCAGGCCACAAACUGGAGAAGUCCUGGGCGAUGGGUAUCCAUGUAUGUGUGAUGUACAAUGCUGUGGAAACAGCGCUGGUGCUCCUCCAGGAAGGUGCCUCCAUCAACCGGAUGCCCAAUGGGAAGACACCGCUGCAUGUGGCCUGCGAGGUAUCCAGCAGCGAUUGUGUCACCUUGCUUUUGGCUCACAGGGUAAAAGUGAACGGCCUGUCGCUGAGCGGACACACACCACUGCACUACUGCAUCACCAGCAAGUCUGUGGGCUGUGCCAAGCAGCUCAUCCUCAAAGGUGCAGAUGUCAAUAUGCCUGGCCAAAACAAUGAAGAGGACACACCUCUACACACAGCAGCCAGAUUUGGGGUCCCAGAGCUGGUGGCUCUCUACUUGUCCCAUGGAGCGUCUGUGGAUGCAGUCAACUCUCUCCAGGAGACUCCUCUCAUGACUGCCUGCUUCUGGGCUUUUGACGCUAAAGAGCAGAGCUACAGCCAAGAUCACCACCUUGUCUGUCGCUUCCUGCUGGACCACAAGGCAGAUCCCAACCUCCGAGAAGUCGACAAUAAAACAGCUCUACACAAGGCAGCCUGGAACUGUGAUCACAUCCUGAUGCAGAUGCUGCUGGAGGCCGGAGCAGAUACACGAUCAAUGGACAUCAACGGCUGUGCCCCCAUUCAGUAUCUCCUCAAAGUGACUGAUGUCAGGCCGAUGGCUAUACCUGAGAUCUGCUAUCAGCUGCUGCUCAACCACAACGCAGCACGGAUCUACCCACCCCAGUUCCACAAGGUGUUGCAGACCUGCUAUGACUACCCCGGAGCAAUAGAAAUCAUGGUCAACUCUUAUGAACGUUUAAAGCCCACAAACAAGUGGAGAUCUGCCAUUCCUGAUGACUGCUACAAGCGACACAAAGACUUUUACGACUCUUUGUUCGCUGUAUGCACCAACACUCCUCGCAGCCUGCUCCACCUGGCCCGAUGUGCCGUCAGAGCCAGCCUGGAUGGGUUCUGCCACAGAGGUGUGGCACAGCUGCCACUACCAACGCUCAUGAAAAAUUAUUUACUGCUGGAACCUGAAGGGCUUCUGUACUGA